This is a messenger RNA of Prorocentrum cordatum, 2362 nucleotides long. Lineage: Eukaryota; Dinophyceae; Prorocentrales; Prorocentraceae. The record is from the annotation of a GenBank genome assembly.
CCACGGUCCAAGCAUCAAGGCCUUCGUCACGUCUCGGUCGGCGAGUCGAAAGGGGCCGUGCGCCAAGGGAAGGGAUGGCUGGGAAAGGCAGGCCGCCAGACGCCAGGUGCGCCGCCGCGGGCCCCCCGCCUCCGCCGCCGGCCGCGGCUUUGCCCUUCGGAAAGCAAGCUGCGGCUGCUCGGGCAGCCCGCGUUCCCCCGAGCAACCUGCCCCCGGCGCUCAGGCGCAGCGCCCCGCCGUGAUGGAGCACGCCGCCCCCACGAGGUGCUGCCGCACCGGCAGCGCUGGAACAUCUUCGCGUCCCAGAAACUGUGGGAGAUGGCCCCGGAGCUGUGCGCGCGGGGCGCGUCGCACGAGCUGGCGGCGAAUGUCAUCUACCGCGCGCUGGCGGCCCUGAACUGCAGCUGCCCCAAAGAGGCCGCGCGGAGGAGGCGCGACUUCGAGACAGACCUGUUUACCGCCUGCUCGAACCUCUUCGAGGUGCACUACGUGCACCACGGAGCCGAGAACGUGUUCGGCAUCCUCAACGAGAAGACUCUGAAGGAGGUUUCUCCAGCACUGAGGAAACCGAAACGGAAGCUCCUACAGCAAAUGGUGAUGGAUACAAUCGAGGAGUGGGUGCAGCUGCACCCUGACUCGUUUAGCCGCAUCGACGCGGCCAGGCUGUUUGCGGUGGUGGGCCCCGGAGCCUUCCUGGAGCUCAUUCCCCGGCUAUCCAUCAAUGUCAGGGCCCUUCGGCCCGAAGACGUUGAGGUCCUCUUCUACCACCUGGUGGAGGAGAGGAACGACAUGUUCAGCACCAUCCGUAUCGCUCAUCGCUACUCCCGGUCGAAGACAUGCAGGCUCCACUGAACGGGAGUGGCUGGUCGCUGCGAAGGGUGCUUGGCCUGAUCGAGAAGAAGCGAUGCGACCAUGCUCUCAGAUUCUUCCUCGCCCACCUGGACCCGCCGGAGCUCCUCCACGAGGCGCUGGCCGCCCUGCGCGAGGUCGACUUCGACACCGGCCUCGUGCGCGACAUGUGGUCGUGCGCGGAGAGCCUACAGCUGGAGCAGGACACGCGCGCCGGGCGGCCCAUCCUGCCCGACAUGCCGUCCGUGUGGCCGCUGGUGCCGCCGGCGCAGGUGCCGCUGCCGCGCGCCGCCCCGGAGCCCGUGGACGACGACAGGGAGGAGCCACGGGGGCAGAGGCUCUGGCUCACGGACGGGGAGCUGAGGCCCUUCUCCUUCUCGCGCGCGACGCCGCUGCCCCUCGCGGGCUUCGACCUCCCCCGCCCCCCUCGCGCCUCCGCGACUCGCCCUGGCCGCAGCUCGCGUUCGACCCGGCGGAGGCGCUCGCCUGCGAGCGCGGCGGAGGCACGCCCUCGGCGCCUGCCGCGGCGGACGCCUAUCGGCUCAUGGCCGAGGGCGGGGCCAGCUCGGCGCGGGCGCUCUGGGGGCCUGGCGAGGAGGCCGCGCCCCCUGCACCGCUGGCCGAGGCGGGCUCGGGGCUGCCCGCGCCGCACGCGCAGCUGCCCCUCGACGCGAUACACUUCGUGGACUCGGUCCAGGCGCUGUCGCACGUCCUCACGUUCCUGCAGGAGGCGCCGCCCCGGUGCGUGGGCGUGGACAUCGAGUGGUCGGACCCCCACCUGGUGUCGCUCAUCCAGAUCGCCACGCCGACCAGGGCCUUUGUCCUCGACACGGUGAACCGGACGCCGCUGUACAUGUCCGUGCUGCAUUGCCUGAUGGGCUGGCUGCUCGGGCGCGAGGAGACGACCAAGCUCUUCUUCGGCUUCCCCCAGGACCUGAUACGGCUGAACCUCCUGUUCGAGCCGCACGGUCGAUCACUUGGCACCGCCGACGCGAUCGCCUCCGUCGUCGACAUGUACACCCAGCGGCUGCAGCGCGUGCGGGUGCAGCUGCCGCGCCGCGAGGACACGCCCCUGGGGCGCGAGGGCCUCCUCGGCGAGGCCCUGGAGGCGGAGGACCUGGCGGAGAUCCACAGGCUGAGCAGCACGGCGCCCGCCUACCCGGAGCGGUGCGAGGUGGCCGAGCAGGUGUUCCUGAUCGGCGGGCACCACUCGCUGGCGGCCAUGGUCGAGCGCUACCUGGGCGAGAAGCUGAACAAGUCCGUGCGGCAGAGCAACUGGAACUUCAGGCCGUUGAGCGCGGUGCAGGUCAUCUACGCCGCCACCGACGCCCACGUUCUGCUCCGGCUGGAGGCGGCCAUGCGCGCCAGCGGCGUGCUGCCGCAGCGGACCUGGGGCGCCGCGGCGCGGCCCGCGGGCGAGGCGCGGCCAGCCUGGUGGCGCGGCGGGGUCGCAGACGGCGGCGAGGACCCUCCGCCCCGGAUCGCGGAGUGAAAGACGCCCCGCCAGAGUGAA